Maudiozyma saulgeensis is the source of this 2622-nucleotide messenger RNA. Lineage: Eukaryota; Fungi; Ascomycota; Saccharomycetes; Saccharomycetales; Saccharomycetaceae. The record is from the annotation of a GenBank genome assembly.
AUGUGGCUUGAUAUAAGAUAUACCCUUUGGGUAUAUCUAAUUUUAUUUACAGGUAGUAAUAUGGUCAUGGCAUUGCCAUUAAAUAAAGAAUACACUAAUUCAACUACAAAUAGUCCAUCAGUAACUACUACUACUACUAGUGCCGUGACGUCCAAUGGUUCGUCAGGAUUUUUCGAUAAUAUUAUUGGCCAUAUUGUUAGUGGCCUCGAUUCUAAUAUUAAUAAUUUCCAAUCCCAAUUUAGAGGCACUGGUUCCGCUUCAAUUGAAACUACUCAAAUAAGUUACGCCGUGUCCUCGACAUCGAGUUCAUCCACGAGUUCGACAAGUUCGACGAGUUCAUCCACGAGUUCCAGAGCAUCGUUUAUCGAUACUUGGUCCACUAGUAGCGCUACUAGUUCUUCUACUGACAGUAGUCCAUUAAUCUCUUCUACUUCUUCUAGUACUACUACUCCUACCACCGUAAGUUUGGUUAUUCCUUCUACUACCUCCUCGUCUACUGCUGAAGUUGGUAAGAUUGAACCUGUAACUACCUCUAAUACCCCUGUUACUACAAGUGCUCCUGUUACUUCUACCAUCCCUCCUUCCACCAUCUCUGCUUCCACCAUCUCUGCUUCCAGUACUGAGACUGCCCUAAUUGAUACACUACCUGUUUCUUCCUCCGUAACUACAUCCACACCUUCGAAAACUUAUAUUUCUGAUGUGAUUACCUCCGAUGCUAUUUCCUCCUCAUCAACUAUUGAACCGAUUACCACUUCCAUUGCAGCAUUCUUGACUACUUCAACACCUGAAAGUAUAGCUACUUCUGCACCAGAAUCAAUAAUCAUAUCUUCUUCUUCUUCUUCUUCUUCUUCUUCUUCUUCUUCUUCCUCCUCUGUGGUUAUCGAACCUGUCACUACAUCAAUAGCUCAAAUUGCUACACCUUCCUCCUCCUCCUCCUCCUCCUCCUCCUCCUCUGUAGUUAUCGAACCUGUCACUACAUCAAUGGCUGAAAUUGUAACAUCCUCCUCCUCCUCCUCCUCCUCCUCCUCCUCUUCGGUUGUUAUUGAACCGGUCACUACUUUCACUCCAGAAUUACCAACUUCUUCUUCUUUUUCUUCUACUACUAGUAGUGCAAUCCUUGAUGUUUACACUACUUCAAGUAUCCCGGUACCUGUUGAAACUACUUCUAUCGAACAAGUACCAUUGACUACUUCCUCAACUUCAUCCAGCUCGUUUGUUGAAGAGACUCCCGUCACCACUGUAUCAUUACCUCCUUUAACUACUUCUUCUUCUUCCUCGAUUGAAGAAUUCACUCCAGUGAGUACAACUACUUCAAGUUAUAUUCCUGAAGUACAAACUUCAAGUACUACCGCCGUUCCUGUUCAAACUACUGCUGAACCAGUCGUUUCUUCCUCCUUCUCCUCCUCCUCUUCUACUACACAAGUGGUUAUUGCUCCAAUCAUCACUACCUCUUCUAGCUCCUCCUCCUCCUCCUCAUCUACAGGUUCUGAUUGGUGGGUCCCAACUCAAAUCAUUACUUAUUCGGAAGCAACAGAUUCCGCAACUGCCACAAUUUCUGCAUCUGCAUCAACUUCAUCUUAUACUGUACCAUCAAAUUUACCACAAGCUAUCUCAGGUGAUAACUCAAAUUCUGAUAAUACAACAGCAGAUGAAACUAUUGACUCAGAUUAUACUUUAAUCACUAUUGGUUUCUUAAAGGCUUUAAAUUAUGAAUUUUUAAUUAAAUCUCCACAAUCUGCUGCUCAAAUCUUUUCAUUCUUACCAAAGACUCUUUAUACACCAUUUGGUGAUGAAGAUAAAAAUGUUACAGUAUCUCAAUUAGUUCCUUACUACAUCGAAGGUAAAGACUACACUGUCACUAUUGCACAAGUUUAUUUCCCUUCCAGUGAAGUUGAGAGUUUACAAGCAAUGAUUAAUGAUACUACGAGUGCUUUAUACACUGAAAACGAAAGUGCUCAAAAGACUUUGGCUUAUUUGAUUGAUAGUUCAAUUCCAAUUGUUGGCCUUUCCUCCUCCGGUUCAUCCUCUUCAUCCUCUUCAUCAUCUUCUUCAUCCUCCUCUUCAGCUGUUGAAUCAGGUGAUUCUACUUCUUCGUCCUCUUCGUCCUCUUCCUCAUCUUCAUCUUCUUCAAAUUCUGAAUCUGAAGAUUAUGGUACUUUGGAAUACAACGGUAAGACUACAUCAUCCUCAGGUAAAUCCUCAGGUUCAAACUUAUCAAAGAAGAAAAUCAUUGCUAUUGUAGUAGUCGUUGUCGUUUGUAGUUUCAUCUAUUUGAUUGCUAUGGGUUAUAUGAUUAGACGUUAUAUAAAACAUAUUAGAAAUAGACCAGUAAUUCAAUUACCUGUUGAAGAUACAGAAGACAUGGCUUCUCAAUACAGUGGUAGUGAUAAUAACAAUUCUCAUGGAUUUAAUGAAAAAUCUUUAAGUUCUCAAGGUGACAAUGAAGAUGUUGUCUCUAUGAGAAUUAACGAAUGGAUGAAUGAAGCACAUUUUGGUAAAAAUGAACACACUUUAAACGAUUAUCAAGCUGAACAAGUUACACAAAUUGUUCGUGAUAUUACUAGACCAAAAAUUUCAAGACCAAUAGCAUCAGAAAACUCUUUAGGUUGGAAUGAUAUUUAG